This is a messenger RNA of Schizosaccharomyces cryophilus OY26, 811 nucleotides long. RefSeq lists its product as uncharacterized. The record is from RefSeq and is a predicted model, not a curated record. Lineage: Eukaryota; Fungi; Ascomycota; Schizosaccharomycetes; Schizosaccharomycetales; Schizosaccharomycetaceae. The annotation marks the transcript as partial. The transcript has 2 exons.
AUGAACGAAAAAGAGAAAGAAAUGUAACCGGAAGUUGCUAAACCAGCCGAAUCUCCUUUCUGGGCUUCUCCUGUCAGUUCAGACAGCUGCUUACCGUCAUACAGGGAAAUCGACUAUUCGUCUCAUUUGGAUGAGUUAGAAAAAGGAUGUUUAUGUUUACGUCCAAUUCGCGCUACACCAUGUUCUGAAAAGAAGAGUCAAGCAGUGUCCAUGAUGCUUCUGAAAAUUCCAUCACGUCUGUAUUAUGGUUGAUUAUCUCUCCAGCAAAGGUUGCUAGGAUUCCACAAGCUACUGUCAAAGUGGUAAAUGAAACUGCUCGACUUGUCUGGUGCUACAUUUUUGCAUUUGUGCUGGAUUUUGUAUUUUCGUACUUUCUUCUUUCUCCUUUUAUAUAAAAAAGUCAAUGGAAAAUCUUCCGACAUGGGCUCACUUGACUCCAGCGGUUCUUCUUGCCGUUUUGGCUUUCUGGAUUUGCAUGUUUGUUGUUUCAUACUUGUUGGAUCUUUUCAUUCUGUUACUAAUUGGUCUAAUUGUGUCACUAAACGGUCUCAUUCUGUUACUAAAUAAACUUGAUCUCUGGAUUACUUCAAUUUUUGGUUUCUACGCGACGUUGGAAAGAAACGACUUGGCGGGUGAUAAUCCCAUCCCACUGAUUACAAUCCCAACCGAGUCUCAAAACCUAUCAAAUGAUCCUAAUAAUCUUGCAGACGAACCACCAUCUUCUGAAUGCGUUGAACAAUUUCCGGAAAGACAGCAGAAACCAAGUCAAUCUAGGGACGUUGGAAGCACUGGGAAUUUGGAAAGCAGCUGA